Molecule: messenger RNA, 1175 nt
Organism: Mycena citricolor
Lineage: Eukaryota; Fungi; Basidiomycota; Agaricomycetes; Agaricales; Mycenaceae
Source: the annotation of a GenBank genome assembly
CACGCGUCCACCGCCUGAUCCGAAUAUCUACGAUCAGAUCAUCAGCUUCUUAUCCUUCUCACCCUGCCCUCCCCCAAAAUUAGCAACUGUGAAGUACUACUGGCCACCAUUCAUUUCCACAUCUUCAUCUCCUUUUCUGCACCGCCUACGCUGAUCUGCUUUGCUUUGUCCGCCCUCCAAUCAAGAAAGCGCAGCUCCUCAGAGAAGAUCUCAGUGCACAGCCAUCUCUGUAGACUUGCAGCGCCCGCGUUUCAAGACAGCGCCCCCGCGAUCACUUUAAGCGAUUGACAGCCCAUAAAAACGUUGCCUAGAACCUUGCUAGAACCUGUGAACCCCCCCACGUCCUUGUCUCUCCCCCUCCAUCGUUAUCUUCUUCGUCGUUCCUUCAAAGCCUUCCACAAGUCCUCAUGGCCUACCCUCAUGAGCAAAUUCCGAUGCAACAGAAGCAGCCCUUCCUUGUGCAACAACCGGGACCCACCCUCGGCAUGCAAAUGGGCGGAGGAGGUAACCGGAAUGCUGCCGGCAAGCCUCUCAACAGCAGCGGAGAACGAGAAUGGAGCAACGGGCUGUGUGGCUGUUUCGAGGAGUGCGGCACUUGCUGCUAUGCACUGUGGUGCCCGUGUGUUGUACACGGCAAAAACAAGCAACGUCUGGACCACUUGAACAACAAAGGUUUCCCCCAUCCCGAUGGAGGAGAUUGUUGCUCGGGAUCUUGUUGGGGACACUGCUGCUUGAGCGGCCUAGGCUUCGGCUGGUUGCUACAGGUGCGUUCACACAGCAUUGGUAACACAGCAUUGAUAACAUUCUUCCGAAUCGUGUCUUUCUCAGUGCUUCAACCGUGGUGACGCUCGCCGACGCUAUCACAUCGAAGGUGGAGGAUGCGGAGAUUGUUGUGCGACCUUCUGCUGCGCACUAUGUGACCUUGUUCAGGUUUCGCGUGAGAUCGAACUUGAGGAAAACAGUUUCGGUCCUAAAUAUUGAGCAUUAUCUCUAUUCUCACCGUGCUAUUGCCUCUGUACACUGUUUGUAACUGGCUGUGCCGCACACUACAUGGAUAUGAUGUACCAAUUUUGGCUCGAGACGUCGCCCAGCGCCAUUCCUUUCAGAGGCCAAAUGAUGUCAGGGAACGACUCAAUAUUAAUCAGGAUCAUUGGUGAAGACACUCAAGAGUCGUC